AAAGAAAAGGAAGAGGGUGUAUGUAGCGAAAAAUAGAUGUUAGUAGCAUUGGUCCUACAACUUUUUGUUAGUGUUGGUCCGACUAGAACAGCUCAAAUCCCAUAGCCCAAUCAAACUCUGAAAACCGCUUCACCCGCAGGCAGUAUUGUUCCAAAAACUCAAAAAUGAAAAAUUCUAUUUUAUUUUUACUUUAAAAAAUAAAAUAAAAACUAUCAAGUGAGUAGUGAGUACUAGUGUUUGUCUUCCCUUCCCUCGUCCGAGGAAUAAGAAGAACAAGGACACAAAUACAACAUAGUUGAUGAAUGAAUGAACAAAUGAAUGAACGUUGCUGCUAUGCAUUUGGAAAACCUGUGAUAUGUAUCAUAGUGUCGCUGCACGGCGCCUACUAUACCGUUCUCAAAUAUCCUACUACGUCAAAGCUGGUCUCAUCGAUACUGCCAUCAAACUGUUCGACGAAAUGUCCCAAACAAAUUCUCGCCCUUUCAGCAUCGACUACAACCGUUUCAUCGGCGUUCUCAUCCGUCACUCUCAUCUCGACCUUGCCCAAUCCUAUUACCGCCGCCACGUCAUCCCCAACGGUUUCUCCCUCACCCCUUUCACCUAUUCCCGUUUCAUCGCCGCUCUCUGUUCCGUCAAAAACUUCUCCCUAAUCGAUUAUCUUCUCCGUGACAUGGACGCUUUAGGUUUUGUUCCUGAUAUUUGGGCUUUUAACAUUUACCUUAACCUUCUCUGCCGUGAAAAUCAACUAGAAACUGCUCUUCAAUUGUUUCGCACCAUGCCUUUGAAAGGAAGAGAGCCUGAUGUUGUUUCUUAUAACAUUAUCGUUAAUGCUUUGUGUAAGGCUAAAAGGGUUGACGAGGUUGCUCGUGUUUGGCGUAGUUUGAUUGAGAAAGGGUUGAAGCCUGAUUUUAAGGUUUGUGCUGCGCUUGUUGUUGGGUUGUGUAGUGCUGGCAAUGUUGAUUUGGCGUAUGAACUUAUUGUUGGUGUGAUUAAUGGUGGUGUUAAGGUUAAUUGUUUGGUUUAUAAUGCUUUGAUUAGUGGGUUUUGUAGGAUGGGUAGGAUUGAUAAGGCAUUGGCGAUUAAAGGGUUUAUGAGUAGGAAUGGCUGUGUGCCUGAUUUGGUUACUUAUAAUAUUUUGUUGAAUUAUUGUUGUGAUGAGGUUAUGCUUGAUGAGGUGGUGAAGUUGGUGGAGAGUAUGGAGAGGAGUGGUGUGGAGCCUGAUUUGUAUAGUUAUAAUGAGCUGCUCAAGGGUUUUUGUAAGGCUAAUCAGGUGGAUAGAGCUUAUUUGACUAUGGUUAAGAGGAUGCAAACUAAAGGGAUGUGUGAUGUUGUCUCUUACAAUACUAUAAUUGCGGCUUUUUGUAAGGCGCGGCGGAUUGAGAGAGGUUAUGAGUUGUUUGAGGAAAUGCGUAGGAAAGGGAUUCAACCGGAUGUGAUAACGUUCACUGUACUUAUAGAAGCGUUUUUUAAGGAAGGUGGUUCUGAUGUUGCCAAGAAGCUUCUUGAUCAAAUGACGACGAUGGGGAUUGUUCCCGAUUUAAUAUUCUAUACAACAAUAGUUGACCGGCUGUGCAAGGCCUGGAAGGUUGAUAUUGCUCAUGGUGUUUUUUGUGACAUGGUGGAGAAUGGAGUGAGUCCAGAUGUGGUCUCAUACAAUGCACUCAUAAAUGGGUUUUGCAAGGCUUCUAGAGUUAUGGAUGCCAUGUGUCUAUACGAUGAAAUGCAGGAUAAAGGAUUAUACCCGGACGGGGUCACUUUCAAGUUGAUAGUUGGAGGGCUCAUUAGGGAAAACAAGAUUUCAGAGGCAUGUAAGGUUUGGGAUCAGAUGAUGGAAAAAGGAUUCACUCUUGACAGACGUCUCUCUGAGACUCUAGUCAAUGCUAUGAAAUCAAGGGAUGGCACAUGAACAUUGCAUUGGUUUGCAUUUUGAUCCUCUUAAUUUCAUCACGCCUGUCUUUCAAAAGGACGAGCGACUUAAAUGUUUUUCUCCUAAGGUGUAGCAAACUGGUGAAGUUGCUUUCUUUCUGCAGGGCAGGCAAUGGCACUUGCAUAUCGGUAUAACCAUUUGCAUGCUGCUCAAGUGCUCAUGGUGCAAUCCCAUGCCUUUUUUAUGAUCAUACUUACAUUUGCAUUGUAUAAGACACUAAUUCCCUGCGCAGCUUCUGGUAGAGGUUCCGUAACAAGGACAAUCAUGUAAUGGUUUCUACUUGCCAAAGGAAGUGGUGUGCAAGUUUUGUUUCAUACUGUCAUCAGACUUUCAGCUGGCGGAUUGUUUUCGUCAAUACAAUAUACCCAUUAUACCCUUUGGCCAUUUUUAUACACAGAGUGCUAUUGAUUUGAAUCUCACACAGCACAAUUGAUAUCAGUAAUUGAUGAUUUGGUUGAAAUCAUUUCAGCUGCUUAUAUAAAUUAAGUUGCUGUUUCUUUGGAGUAAGAGUGAUUCUGAAUACUAUGGUUCAGACUUCAGAUUGACUUGUAUCCGGCCCAGUGUAGCAGACACUUCGAUCAUGAACUUUUUGUCAUUUUAUGGUUCUAUUCUACCAAUUAGAGUAUAAAGUCCUUCUUGGGAUAACAAUCUUUAAUAUUAUUGAGUAGAUAUUUUUUUGUUUCACCGGGACAAGGUUUAUGGUAUUACCAUACAUACCAUCUGUGAAUUGAUGUCUUGCAGAGCAGAUGCUUGACCAUGGAUAUAAAGCAUUCAUUGCAAACUGCAUCUUGUGGCCGACGUCCAAGGUUUCAUACCUCAAGCAUUAUGGAACAUUCAGUAACAGAUUGACGGGUUACUGUUUGUGUAUAUCUAGACUUAUAUUGCACAACCGAGAAUUACAAAAAUGCAAGAUCCACAGGGUAGCCUUGUUAGGUUUCAAAGUUCAUAUUUAUUAGAUUCUUGAAAAACUGUGAUGCUGGCACAAGUUGUGUAUGUCUUCUGAUUUUCACAGAUUUGAAUUAGAAUAGAAAUCAUAUGUAUUUGUUGGACUAUACUGUCAUAAGUUCCAACUUUUCUGACCAAUAUUAGGAUUGUUUUUGGUGAAUGUUGAUGCUUCUAUCUGUAUCUGCAGUACAGCACUUGAAGCUUCUCUAAUGAAAUGUCACCCUAAUCAUUCAUUUAUUUACACA
This is a messenger RNA of Cicer arietinum (chickpea), 3117 nucleotides long. RefSeq lists its product as uncharacterized. Lineage: Eukaryota; Viridiplantae; Streptophyta; Magnoliopsida; Fabales; Fabaceae. The record is from RefSeq and is a predicted model, not a curated record. Gene Ontology annotation, molecular function: mRNA binding; protein binding.